AAGAAAAAAAAGAUCGGUCCUUCUCUCUCUAAUUUGUCACUCGCUCGUUUCUUCCAGUAUCUGACGAGACCACCAACCAACUUAUGUAGCAAAUUCAACCUAGACCGUUUCUCUCUCUACAUCUUAGACCCUUUCUAUCUCUACCUCUCUCUCUCUCUCUCUCUCUCUCGCACUAAUGAGACGAAGACCAACCAGCUCUGUGUAAGGUCAAUCGUCACCCCACCCCCUCUCUUUCUCUCUCUAAGUCGGAUGACAAGACAGCUCACAACUCUCCCAACCCUCCUCCGACUCUUGGCUCGCUCUCUCUCUCUCUCUCUCGUAGAAGAAAGGCGAGAGAAAGAAACAAAUCUAGAGAGAGAAAGAGAGUGUCGACCCAAUAAACACUCCCUCUCCAUUCCUAUAUAAACAACUGCUUAUCACUUCUUUGGCCCUUGUCGUCUCCCUCCCGGCUCGUAGCCCCCAACGCACAGACACACGCACACACACUCUUUCUCUCUCUCUCUCUACAGUAAAACAGAACACCACCAGAAGGCCCCCAAAUAAUGCACACCACGCCAUAGCCAAACUCCUUUCUAUGACUCCCCCCCUCACCCCCAAAUACUAAACGUCUCCCGCUCUCAUCUUCAUUCUCUCUCUAGAAGAUGGAGAAGCCGGCCCCGACCCUGGGCUCCCCGACAACGUUUGUCCAGGCGGAUGCGCAGAGCUUCCGAGAGCUGGUCCAGAAGCUGACAGGUGCUGGGCCCGAUGACUCCUCUGAGAAGCUCCCGAUCACUGUCCCGGCGCGCCAUACCACCCGCGGUGCUGCCCCAUCUGCUGCCCCCGACCCUGUUGGGCCCCGUCGCUCGGCCUUCAAGCUCCACGAGCGCCGGCAGAGCAUAAGGAAACUCGAGAUCAAACUCGGUCUCACCUCUCUAAGGGGGGAGAGAAACUUUGGUAUCUCUCCUCGAUCGCCCAGCAAUCAGAUCUUGCUUUCGCCUACUCUAGCAGAGCUGAUCCCGAGUCCGGUCACGCCAUUGGGGUCCGACCCGUUUGAGUCGGGGGUUUAUAGCCCGGGGUCGUCGGGUCAAGUCUCUGCUCACGGGAGCGAGUCGGAGGAAGAGAGGGCGUUGAAGGAGAGGGGCUUCUAUUUGCAUCCGUCUCCUUUGAGCACACCCAGGGACACUGAGCCCGAGUUGCUUCCUCUUUUCCCGCUCCAUUCUCCGAGGCAGAGCGCGACAUGACGCUCUCUAAUGACUCGGUCUGGCACUCUCUUCUGAGACACGGUACGGUAAAAUGAAUUGCCUCUCCGUUUUCCUUUCUUUUUGGACUUUUUUUUUUUGCUGGAACUCUUGUUAUUGGGGUUUCGAGAUUUCUUUCAUCUUUAUUUUUUUUUUUUUUCUUUUUUUUUUUUGGUGAUGUGGGGGUUGGAUAGAAAUGAUGAAUGGGAAUCAACUCUCUCUAUUCUUCGCU
This is a messenger RNA of Amborella trichopoda, 1449 nucleotides long. RefSeq names its product VQ motif-containing protein 4. NCBI's taxonomy places the organism in Eukaryota, Viridiplantae, Streptophyta, Magnoliopsida, Amborellales, Amborellaceae. The record is from RefSeq and is a predicted model, not a curated record.